AUGUCUGAAAUCACAUUAGGGAAGUAUCUCUUUGAGAGAUUACAUCAAAUGGAAGUUUACACCAUCUUUGGUUUACCAGGUGACUUCAACUUGUCUCUUUUGGAUAAGAUCUAUGAAGUCCCCGGUAUGAGAUGGGCUGGUAACGCCAACGAAUUGAAUGCUGCUUAUGCUGCAGAUGGUUAUGCCCGUGUUAAACGUUUGUCUUGUUUGGUCACUACCUUUGGUGUUGGUGAAUUAUCUGCUUUGAACGGUAUUGCUGGUUCUUUCGCUGAACACAUUGGUGUUUUGCAUGUUGUUGGUGUCCCAUCAAUUUCUUCCCAAGAAAAGAAUUUACUUUUACAUCACACCUUAGGUAAUGGUGAUUUCACCGUUUACCAUAGAAUGUCUCAACAAAUCUCUGGUACCACUGCUUUCAUUAGUGAUAUCCAUUCUGCUCCAGCUGAAAUCGAUCGUUGUAUUAGAGAAUGUUACAUCACUCAAAGACCAGUCUACCUUGGUUUACCAGCUAACUUGGUUGAUUUGAAUGUCCCAGCUUCUCUCUUGGAUACUCCAAUUAACUUGGCUUUAAAGGCAAACCCAGCUGAAGCUCAAGAAGAAGUCUUGGAUUUAACCGUCAAGAUGAUCAAAGAUGCUAAGAACCCAAUCAUCUUGGUCGAUGCUUGUGCUGGUAGACACGACUGUAAGAAUGAAGUUAAGGAAUUGGUUGAAAUCACUCAAUUCCCUGUUUUCACUACUCCUAUGGGUAAGGGUACCGUUGAUGAAGGUGGAGUUGAUGGUAGUUUACUUGCUGAUGAUCCAGAUUUAAUUAAAAAGGUUGCUGCCAAGUUGAAGACUGGUAAGAACGCUUCUUCUCGUUUCGGUGGUGUUUAUGUUGGUACUCUUUCUGAUCCAGCCGUUAAAGAGUUUGUUGAAAAUGCUGAUUUGGUUAUCUCAGUUGGUGCUUUGCUUUCUGAUUUCAACACUGGUUCUUUCUCCUACUCUUACAGGACCAAGAAUAUCAUUGAAUUCCACUCUGACCAUACUAAGAUCAGACAAGCUACAUUCCCAGGUGUCCAAAUGAAGGAAGCUCUUCAAGCUUUGAUUCCUCUUGCUAAGGAUGCUGCUUCUAAUUAUGUUGUACAAGAAGUUCCAAAGAUCAAGUUGGUUAACACUCCAGCUGUCAAGGACACCCCAAUUACUCAAGAAUGGUUAUGGACCAGAGUUUCUUCUUGGUUCAGAGAAGGUGAUAUUGUCAUUUCCGAAACCGGUACCUCUGCUUUCGGUAUUGUUCAAUCUCGUUUCCCAGAUAACACCUUAGGUAUUUCUCAAGUUCUUUAUGGUUCUAUUGGGUUCACCACUGGUGCUACGUUAGGUGCUGUUAUGGCUGCUCAAGAAAUUGAUCCUAACAAGCGUGUUAUUCUUUUCAUUGGUGAUGGUUCAUUACAAUUGACUGUUCAAGAAAUUUCCACUAUGGUCCGUAAUGGUGUUAAGCCAUACUUGUUUGUGUUGAACAACAAUGGUUACACCAUUGAAAGAUUAAUUCACGGUGUAAAUGCUGGUUAUAAUGACAUUCAACCUUGGGAUAACUUGGCCUUGUUACCAUUAUUCAAUGCUAGAGAAUACCAAACUGAAAGAGUGUCUACUGUUGGAGAAAUUGAAGACCUUUUCAACUCUAAGCAAUUCUCUACUCCUGAUAAGAUCAGAAUGGUUGAAGUUAUGUUACCAAGAAUGGACGCUCCAAACAAUUUGGUUAGACAAGCUGAAAUUACUGCUGCCAUCAAUGCUACCCAAUAA
Lizanozyma spartinae is the source of this 1773-nucleotide messenger RNA. RefSeq names its product Pdc12p (gene PDC12). Gene Ontology annotation, molecular function: thiamine pyrophosphate binding; carboxy-lyase activity; magnesium ion binding. NCBI's taxonomy places the organism in Eukaryota, Fungi, Ascomycota, Pichiomycetes, Serinales, Debaryomycetaceae. The transcript has a single exon. Bases 1 to 1773 code for a protein of 590 amino acids. The record is from RefSeq and is a predicted model, not a curated record.